CUGACUCAGAAGAAGAACUGCAAGAACAUGGUCGGGCGAAGGGCGAUUGGUCUCUGUUUUGGAAUACUCUCACUUGUGGUGCUCGCCACUGCUGACCAGGAUCGGAUGAGCAUGCUCUGUUCCGACGACGACACUCCUGCCUGCGCCCAAAGUCGCGAAAAUGGCAUGUACUUCUUGUUCGCCAACGAGUGUGACCUUCGAAAGGCCCAGCGGGGCAACCUCAUGAAUGGCCCUCUAUAUGACGUUACCCUCCGCUUCUGCUUUCCCAGCUGCGAGUUCGAGUGCAGCUCCAGAUAUCAGCCAGUUUGUGGGAUCAGCUCCAAGUCCGGGGAACGGAAGACUUUCAGGAGCCGCUGCGAGAUGCUGCGAACCGCUUGCCUCUCCCGGUCGGACUGGAUGGUCCACCGGUGGGGAGUGUGUCCCAAGGCCAACACGGUGCCCCAAAACAGUCAGAAGCCACCAGUGCCCGUGCCCUGCACCAGGGUCUAUAGACCUGUGUGCGCCAUGUACGCCGGUGUCAAGUCCACCUUCUCCAACGAGUGUUUGGUGAACGCGGAAAACAUCAAGACCCAGAGAAAUUGGCGCAUCGUUUCCGAGGGCCUUUGUGGUGAGGACAGCACCAAGAUGAAGCACAGUCGCAAGCAGAAGCCGAAGGCCAAGCCCAAGUCGGAUGCGGAGCGCACCAAGCGGAGCCACGGAGGCAGAAGGUUGUCCACUCAGGCGGAAGACUUCCAGAUACCGGAGGACGCCGUGGAGAUCUACGCUCCCUCGACCUUUCACACGCAGUUCAUCAGCCAGUCGGGCGCCAUGGAGAAGAGCUACUCGCUGCCCGCCAGGAAGCCCUACGUGGUGGCACCCCCCAAAUCCAAGUGGCGAGUCCCCACAAAAUCCUGCGUUUUCGGAAAUGAACCCGUUUGCGGGAGCUUGAGGGGCCAGAGUCGCACCUUCUCCAACGUGUGUGAACUCAUGGAGUUCAGCCAAAAAAUCGGAAAAGCAUGGACCAUUUCCCAUGAUGGAGCCUGUCGCCGCUGCGAUAAGAGUUGUCCCACAGUUUAUCAACCCAUUUGUGCCACCCGAAACGGCAUCAAUCACACAAUCGUUAACGAGUGCUAUUUGGAGCGAGUGCGCUGCAAGGAUCCCAAGAGCAUUUGGAAGCUAUCCCACGUUGGUGAGUGCCCCAAGCCAGUCGGCAACCCAUCCCCUAUGUCUUACACUGGCAAAAGUCGCCCAACGUCUGUGGUGCCAAGUGUUUUGUAUGGAAAGAGUGCCACCACACCACGGAACCCCUUCCGGAAACCAUUGCGUAGGUCCACAACGACCAGGGCUCCAAGCACACCAUACAAGGUACGGUCCUUGGCGAAGACAAAUUUCACGGUCCCUUCGCCUUCCCUGGAAGCCAACAAUCGCAAAAUACGCAAAAUCGAGCUGGCCUCUGCGGGAUUUGGAGGUUUUGGUGCGUCAAGCGGGUCAAAUUACCUGGGCUCUGAGGAAGAUGCCUUCUGGUCCUCCAAUGACAGUUGGCUGGUGCGCAAAACUCUCGAUAAUGUGAAGGGCUUACUUGGAAAGAAGCCUACUUCUUUUAAGAAGACGCACGGUGAGAAAUUCCCACUGCCCUAUUGGCUGGCCCCACCAAGGCAAGCAAGUGCCACCAGCACCACCACAGCUGCACCACCAGCUAAACUUCCAGCUAUUCUGAGCAGGGCAUCCACGGAGCUAUUAAAUUUGGAUUUUGGAAACACUGCCAGCGUCUACGAAGAGGAUGAGCACGAGCUGCUGCUCAUGCUAACCACUAAAAAGGGCACCACCUCAACCACCCCACCACCAGAGCCCAGCACCACUGCACCGCCCAGCAGCACCGAACCUUCAACCACUGAAUUGCCCACUGUAUCAUCCUCCGCGGAGCUGGACAGUGAAGAAUCCACCACUGAUUUCGGAGAAACCACUGAUCCUACGGAUUUCAGCACCUCAGCUGAAAGACAGUCUUCCACCACAGAGGCCGACGAGAUGAACAGCCAAACCACGGGGAGUGAGCCCACAACCACCGUGGCCUCCGACAAGCUGGCCACGACCACUUUGAGUGCUGACUACGCGGCGGAUGAGUCCAUUUCCGAGUCCAGUGGUCAGACCUCCAUCUAUGGGCUCGACAAGAACUCCUUGAUUAUGAGGUUGCUGCGCGCCAGAAGCAACCAAAACGUGUUCAUCUAGUUACGUAUGUACCUCUGUUAAAGAUAAAUUUAAGUUGUUAAUUGCUUACGCUUCCUAUAAAUACAAUACUUAAAUAUGUA
Drosophila santomea is the source of this 2285-nucleotide messenger RNA. RefSeq lists its product as uncharacterized. The transcript has 5 exons. NCBI's taxonomy places the organism in Eukaryota, Metazoa, Arthropoda, Insecta, Diptera, Drosophilidae. Gene Ontology annotation, biological process: cell differentiation; multicellular organism development. Gene Ontology annotation, molecular function: protein binding. The record is from RefSeq and is a predicted model, not a curated record. Bases 28 to 2205 code for a protein of 725 amino acids.